CUCAUAAUUUAUGCCAUUUUUUUCUCCCUAAAAUAAAUACCCUUUUUUUCUCGAUCUCUCUGCUCACAAAAAUCUCCUUCUUUACCGCAUUGCCACACACCGAUCUCACAGAAAAUCAAAGGAGUGGUUGGAUUACAACCAUAACUGGUCAAUACCGGUAUCUGCAUGUAUAUGCUGGCAAUCAGUCAUAUUCAAUUGACUGAUUGCCAAAUUGCAGAUGGGUGCCCAGAGUUCAGUGAAGCCUAAGACAGCCUUGGAGGGUGUGCAUGGAGUGCAAGUGGUGCCUCAUUCACCAUUUGCAUUGGAAGAGAUAAAACAACAUGGGGGCUUACAUAAACGGAGCCAUGCAAGUUUUCCUGUUGGAACACGACACCACCUAAUAGUGCAGAGAGUUUGGCAGCAAAGGCCUGGUUGCCUCAGGCCCAUCCGUUGCAGUUGCCAUGGUGAUCGAACCGUUGCUGAAACUAUUGCGAAUGUGAUCACUUCUCUUCCUUUUAUUGCUCUUGGACUUCAGGCUCCGAGGAAAAAUCUUCAUUGCAAACUUUAUGCCAAUUCAUUGAUUGGAGUUGGAAUUGUCUCCAGUUUGUACCAUGCUUCGAGAGGCAAAAUAAGACGCUAUAUGAGAUGGGCUGACUACUCAAUGAUAGCAACAGCAACAGUGUGUCUAUCAAGGGCACUUAGAAAUGAGAAUCCAAAAUUGCUGAUGGCAGCAUCUGCAGUCCUCUUACCAAUCCAACCUUUGAUGGUUUCUGCUGUGCACACUGGAAUGAUGGAGGUUGCAUUUGCCAAAAGAGCACUUCAAGAUCCGGAUCUAAGGAUGAGUCACAAUGUGCACAAAAUGUCAUCAUUGCUAGGGGGUGCUCUUUUCAUAGCUGAUGAUGUCUUUCCUGAAACACCUUUCUUGCAUGCUGGUUGGCAUCUUGCUGCUGCUGUUGGGGUGAGCACUUGCAAUAAGCUUCUUGAGUAGGUCGCUAUUAUUCCAAUAUAAUUCCUGCCAAAUUUGUCGAAACCACUUGCCAUUGCCUGCAAAGAUUUUCCAUUUAUUGAAACAAGAAGUGAAAAAGAACACACUGCAAUCUUGGCUCAGUCUUGUAAUUCAAUGGUCUAUCCUUAUUACUAUUCAUUGUAGUGUUUAUUGGUUUAGAGAAGUAGUGAUAGACUGAUAGGUAUCUGUUAUAGCUAUGUGCUGUAGAACGAUGGCAAUUAGCGUUGCUUUUUAUUAUGAUGCCAGUGUGAAACAUUGUUUGCAGAAUAUGAUUGUUCUUCAGUCUUGUGCUGAAUGUCUAGUAUUCUUGCAGACAACAUCUUAACAUAUGGACUGAGUUUUCAUGUGAAUAAUGUUGAAUGCUGCAGUUUGUCUUA
This is a messenger RNA of Solanum tuberosum (potato), 1362 nucleotides long. RefSeq lists its product as uncharacterized. The record is from RefSeq and is a predicted model, not a curated record. The transcript is spliced from 7 exons. The coding region runs from base 218 to 967 and encodes 249 amino acids. NCBI's taxonomy places the organism in Eukaryota, Viridiplantae, Streptophyta, Magnoliopsida, Solanales, Solanaceae.